Anoplophora glabripennis (Asian longhorned beetle) is the source of this 2361-nucleotide messenger RNA. Its product is annotated as transmembrane protease serine 9. Gene Ontology annotation, molecular function: serine-type endopeptidase activity. Lineage: Eukaryota; Metazoa; Arthropoda; Insecta; Coleoptera; Cerambycidae. The record is from RefSeq and is a predicted model, not a curated record. Bases 64 to 2307 code for a protein of 747 amino acids. The transcript is spliced from 19 exons. Gene Ontology annotation, biological process: proteolysis.
UAAAAAGAUAUAAAUACUACAAAUACAACUUCACACAUAUCUACACUUUUAAUUGGACUAAAAAUGUUGACUUUGGUGGUGCUUGCAGUACUUUUUAGUUUUUCGUACGCUGUCGACGUAAGAAUUGUCAAUGGUACGGACGCUGAAGAAGGAGAGUUCCCAUUUGCAGCUUCUCUGAGAAAGAACGGGACCCAUAUAUGUGGAGCUACCAUUCUCGAUGAGACACACGUCCUGACUGCUGCCCAUUGCCUUUGCACUGGUCACGAUCCUUCAAAACCCUAUCUCUUUACCAUCCAGUAUGGAUCGAUCCACAUAUCAGAAACUUCCGAAAGAACUGCGCAAGUUUCCGAAAUUCACUGCAAUGCUUUCGACGCGUCAAGAGCGACGGACGACUCUGCUGUUUUAGUGCUUGAGGUACCACUGUCAACGGACUACCCUUGGGAAGCAGUUACGUUGUACAGAGAUUUCAAUACAAGUGUCGAUUAUCAAGGAGUUAUCAUUGGAUGGGGUAAAUUAUGGGAUAAUGGGGACUCAUCAUCCGUUCUUCAAAAACUGGAGGUCGAAGUCUACACAGAUUCGAUUUGCGGACAGAGAUUCGACAUAACUCAACACGUUUGCUCUGGGGCAUCCGUUGGAGGAGCUUGUUAUGGGGAUUCAGGUUCACCGCUCUUGGUGGAAGGCAAGCAAGCGGGCAUAGAAUCGUUCAUCACAAACGCUUGUGGAUUAGCCGAUACAGCGAACCCGAAUGUUUAUUACAAAAUCACGGCCUCCCUGGAUUUCAUAGAUAACAUCAUUAAUUCGUAUUAUAUUGAAGACUUUGCAGCUGAAUCAAGGAUAGCAAAUGGAACAGACGCUAAAGAAGACGAGUUUCCUUAUGCUGUGUCUUUAAGGAUAAAUUCAAGCCACACUUGCGGUGGAACAAUCCUGAACGAGAAAUUUAUUCUAACAGCAGCUCACUGUGUUUGUGCAAACUGCAAACCGCAGAAUAGUAACUUCUUCUCAAUCCAGUACGACGUGUUGCAAAUUACUAACGAUUCUAUGAAUUCUAUAAAUGUGAAGAAAAUACACUGCCAUAAAUACGACUCGGAUAAGAACAUUUAUGAUGUAGCAGUUUUAGAGUUGGAAAAACCCAUUCCUAAGGGUAAAUGGAGCCCAGUAAAAAUGGCAAACCACUUCGUUGCAGAAGAAGAUCUGAGCGGCACCAUCAUCGGUUGGGGAAGACUUUCCCAAGACGGUCCAAGAUCUAAAACUCUCCAGAAAAUGAAGGUGGAAAUCUACAACGAUGAAACUUGUGCAAAGGAGUUCGACACCGUGCACCAUAUUUGUUUUGGCGCUCCCGUAGGUGGUGCAUGCAAGGGAGAUUCUGGAUCUCCACUAAUUGUUGAAGGUAUCCAAGUUGGUAUUGCUUCCUUCAUAACUGACAACUGUGGAAUAGCAAAUAGGCAGAAUCCCAAUGUUUAUUCGAGAGUGUCUACUUACCACGACUGGAUUUCAGGAAUAACAGGAUUAGACAAGUCAUCCGUUGACUUAAACAGACUAGCCAGCAUGGAGUUGAUCCUAUUCGGAUUUGUUCUUGUUUGGUUGAAUGCGGAUUGUGCCCUAGGUAGACCUAGUGGCAGAAUAGUUGACGGAACAACUGCUGGCUAUGGAGAAGCUUCAUAUGCAGUGUCUGUACGUUAUAACAACUUCCACGAAUGUGGGGGCUCUAUAAUAGGAGAAAAAUGGGUUUUAACAGCCGCCCAUUGUGUGUUUAUAGAUUUUGUGAAUGUUUCAACUAUUCUUUACGGGACUAAAGCCAUCCAAAACGGCGAAUACAUAGAAGGGCACACCAUAAAAGUAAAUAGAGCGUUCGUUAAUGAGAACUACCAACCCUAUGGGGGAUAUUUCAACGAUAUAGCUCUAAUGGAGGUGGAGGAACCUUUUACUUUUAACGCUAAUGCAACAGCAGUAAUCUUGCCUGAACAAAACACCAUGCCGCCAGUUCUAGAGGAAGCUCUAUUGGUCGGCUGGGGAUACCCUUACGUCAACGGUACCGUGGCUACUAUCCUGCAGAAGGUGGACAUCUCCAUAUAUCCAGACGCAAUUUGCCUUGGUUACUUCCACCAGAAUUACUCGACUGUCUCGCAUAUAUGCGCGGGAGGGGACGGGAAAGGACAGUGCACUGGCGAUUCUGGUGGAGCUCUUACAGUUGACAGCAUCCAGUACGGCAUAGUGUCAUGGUCUGACAAACCUUGCGCCACAACACCUGGGGUGUUGACCAGAGUAUCCAGUUUUAGAAACUGGAUCAAAAAUAUUUCAGGGAUAUAAAACUGUAGACUGUAAAAGUAUGUACAUAUUUAAUAAAACAGUUCUAGUGACAAA